AGCGGCGCGCAGCUGCACACACAGCCAACGGCCGCCGCAGCCACGCCGCCAGCCCUUCAAGCAUGGCGGUCCCCGUCACGGAGGACACGCCGCCAGACCUGCUGGCCGGCAGCAUGGACCUGACCGUGCUGCUGCCUGACGGUAGAGCCACCAAAACCAGCGUCCAGAGAGCGACGCCUAUGAUGGACCUGCUGGUACAGCUGUGCACGUCGCAUCGGCUGUCGCCCGGCGGACACAGCCUGCAGCCGCUGGGCGAAAAGGGCGCGCUGCCCUACAAGCCCUCCACGCCGAUAGGGCUGCUGGAGGCCUGGAGCGUGCGCGUCCUGGCCAAGGGCGCCGGCGCCGCCGCUGGAGCCGCCCCCGCGCUCCAGGAGCACCCGCACCAGCUGCCCUUCCAGCACACCUUCCGCCUCCAGGUGCACCUGCCACGCAACCAGCUGCUCGUGUCCCGGGUGACUCCGCAGAUGGGCCUGGCCGCGGUCCUCAAGAUGGCCUGCGACGAGAAGAACCUGGACCCCAGCAAGUACGAGCUGCGCCACCCCAUAAACCUGGAGGAGAGACUGCGACCGGAGCUGACUCUGGGCGACUACGGGCUGACGGAGGUGUGCGUGAUGGCGCGCGACGCCAGCGGUGCGGACGCGCUGGCCCUGCAGAAGGAGCAGGAGCGGAGGCGGCGGCGAGCCAAGCAGCAGCACGGGCACGCCGCGCCGCCGCCCCCCACAGUCCGCCAGACGGGAACCGAGGUGAGUGCCAUCACGGGCAGCGUGUCGUCGGGCAGCCUGGGCGGCAGGUCCAGCUCUCCCGACUCGGCUCCCGCCGCGCCUCCGCCGCGCGCUCCCGCCAGGAAGAGGCGCCCGGCCCCACCUCCGCCUGCCGUCACCACCGACAGUGCCGACACCAGAGGCCGCGAUAAGCGGGACUCUGCAGUGGUGAUCAGUAAAGCCAGUUCCAAGCAGGUCGUGUCGCACCACGACGGGACUGCUCCCACGGUGACCCACUCGCGGACGUCCUCCGACAGCUCCGGCUACCACGAGGCGUCCGUGCUGAGUGACGGCCCCGACACGCACCCCGUCGACAAGACGAUUGCCGCCCGGGAGAUGCCACCUCCGACUAGCAACAGCACCCUGCCACGAAGAAGCAAACUGCCACCGGCUACAGGCACAUCGGCAGCCCUACCGAAGCGGACCGGCCCGACUGUUGGCAACUCGGUGCCACUGUCCAGGUCCGUGUCCAACCUGGCGACCGGCGUGCCCGGCAGAACGGUGCACGGCGAGCACAGCACUUCUACGUCCUCGCUGUCUUCCACAGGGCGAGGACCUCGUAAGAAGAAGGCGGCUCCACCCCCACCGCCAGUAGCGGUGACCCCUGCGGGACCUCGGGCUGUGUCGCCGGACAGGUUUGCGGCCACUCCCGCACCGUCCCCGGCGGAACCUCCCACUGUGGACGCGACUACCGAGAGCCGGACAUUGCCGCGUCCUACGGCCCCCACCGAGAACUCGGACGCCCGCCGGUCGGCCAGAAUCGAGGAGGAGAAGGAAGCACCGAGCCCGGAGAGGCAGCCGAGUUCUGAAACUGGGGUGAAGCACCACCAGCAGCAGCAGAGGUCGAGCGCGGAAUUGACGGCCGAGAAGGCGGACCUGUACGCGAAACUGCAGCGCCGCCUGCCGUCGCGCGGCGACAGCGUCACCUCCACGUCGUCCUCGGGCAGCGAAGACGCGGCCGCCGCCACCGCCGGGCGCGGUCCCGCCGUCGAGGAGCGCGAGCGCGCGCCCGUGCCCGCUCCGGCAGUGCGCCCGUCGAGGAGCCGCGACGGGGCGUCCGCGGCGGCCAGGGACCGGCGUACGGACGGACAGUCGCGACCGCAGCCGGACGUGGUGGCCGUACAGGUGCAGCCGCUGGCAUCUCCUCCAGGGUCGGUGAGCUCGAAGCACAGCUCGACCGCACCGGACGAGGACGAUACGGCUGUGGACGAAGGCAUCGGCAACGACGACGCGGCCGAGGAGGUGGCACGGGCUUUCGCGAGUGCCGCCGCCGAGUUGGAGGCGGCCAUCUUGGCUGAGGACCUUGCCGCGGCCACUGCAGAAGCCGAGGAGAAUCCUGCUGCGGACUACAGCACCUUCGACCCUCCGUGUCCGAAGAGCCUCAGGGCUGCCACCCUUCCGCCGCAGCUGCCCCCGUCGCCAGACCCGCCCGCAGUGGUGGCGGACGCCGAGGACUGGCACUACGAGAUCCCGGCUCCGCCCUCGGCAUUCAGGGAUUCGGCGGAGACUCCGCCACCGACGCCGUGGUCUUACGAGGAAGGGGAGGUGCGCAGCAAAGCCAACCCUCUGUACGACAGCCGUGAGUUCGUGGCGGAUUCGUCCGUGGCGAAAGAGAAGUCCGACAGCUCCGGGGAGCCGACUGCGGCCACCGAACUGAGGAAUUCCGGCCAGACGACGGACGGCAGUAACGCGCAGGAGCCGGAGGAAGAGGUGGCCGACCGGCAGCGGGCACUGACGGGCACGGAGCGGCAGCUGCAGGGCGUGCUGGACGCUAAGGCGCGCCUACUGCUGCCGCAGCCACAGCUGCAACUCAUCCAGGGCCCGGCGGCGGAUGCGGACGCGGUUCUCAAGGACACUGACGACGGAUCUGCGGAGGACGGCACGUCGCACGUGCCGGACGUCGGGGAAGACUCGUCCGUGUCGCAGGAGAACCACAGCCACAGCCUGCUGAACCACCACCACGCGGGGCACCUGCACCGGCACACUGCCGACGAGCACCACCACGACCACCGUCACCAUCUCCACCAUGACGACCACCACCACCACGACCCGCACUCUGCCAAUGUGGGGAUGCCGGCGUACCUCACGGAGACCAUCGACACUCUGGAAGGGUUUGAGGACCUGAUUGCUGUCGGCUCUGGUUCGAGGCCACCAGAGGAACGUCAGAAUGUGGAGGGCGGCAGCAACGGUGCUGCGGAAUUGGAGGUAGUGAGAAGGAACUCUUCUGGUGUAGAGCGACCUGUGGUGGUUGCCGAAGUUGUCAAGAGUUCCGAAGGCGGCGUCACUCCGGAAACGAGUCCGGUCGGUGCGGAAGCCGCGAAAGUAGCGAGGAGGAGCUCCGCUUCCAGCUACGGGACGUCGACCGAGUCGGAGAAGGGCUCGGAGAGUUCGAGCGACCUGUCCGUCGAAUCGGGAGAAGUUCCUUCUCGGAGGAGACCUUCCGGGGAGCUCGGCGUCGGCGACGGGAAGACGUCGAAGGACGAGGGUACCCGGGCAGAGUCGGACCGGCAGCAGAGGGCGCAGAGGCGGAGGACGGUGGAGGUCGCGGGGCCGCUGGUCAACUUCACCAUCACCACCUACCAGAGAGAGAUCGACCCGGACAAGAUAUUCGCAGAAGCGGAGGACGCGGCAGAGAGCCGCGUGUCCGCGGUAACGGCGCCGUCGUCGGUCGCGGGCGCCGGUGGCGAGAGGCGGCCCUCGCAGGUGUCGAGGUCGAACUCUGUCGGCGGCUCCGGCUCCGCCUGCAGCUCCUCGGCCGGAUCUUCUCGGCGAGGCAGCCACGCAGAGCAGCAGCGCGGCGGGUCUCACGCUCCGGGGGUGAAGCGGUCCGUCUCGAAUGUGUACGCCGCGCUGCAGGACGUAGCUGCGCGGGAAGAAGCACGCGCCAGAGGUGCUGUGGAGUCUACCAAUGAGGAGGACAGUGGCUCGUCUCAGCUGCAAUCGGUGCAGGUGCUGCGCAGCAUACUACCCCAGCUGAAGACGACACCAGAGCGGGAGCCGUCCAGUAGCAGCAGUGAAGGAUCGUGUGCGACGGCAGACGCCUCGGCAGCAGUACCGCGGUCGGAGCGGCCACCGGAGGACUCGCGGAAGACGGCGGGAGAGGCUCGGGUCACGGAAGUCGGCACUAAGCCGCAGCCGCAGCCGCAGCCGCAGCCAUACCGGCCGCCGGCAAUCAGCUUCGCCUCUUGGGGUGAGCGGCCGCGCGACCGGGCCGUCUCGCUCAAGGUGGACAGCGACUACCGCGUGGGCGGCGCUCACACCCAGGCACAACAAACCUCACAAGAACCUCAGACUGCCAGUGCAGAUGCUACUGCCGACAUCGCCAAAGCUCCCACGCUCGACGGUGCGGUACCGGAGAAAAAGCCGGAACCGGUGACGGCAGUGCCUUCCGGACAGAACGUGCACGUCAGGAGUGGCGAACCGGCACCUGCACUUGCGCCACCAGCUGCCGCCAAGGUGGAGCCCACGGUGAUCAGGAUAUCGACUGCGGAGCCCAGGAUACGCGCCGUGCAGCUGAAGUCGCAGCCCGCUCCCUCUGGGGUGCAGAGGUCGGACCCCGCGGCCGCACGGCGGGACGGUGCCGCCCUGACGAUGCGCAUCAUCUCGCACACGACGGCGGCUCCCUUCGUGAGGCAGGGCACGACGAGCGUGACGGUGAACGGGGACGAGCGAGUGGUGCCCGUGGUGCGUGCUGUCGAGCUGAAGAAGUCGGCGUUGCAGCAGGUGGACAGGAACGGACAGGUCGGCAGUGGGGAAGACGAGGAGAGGUUUGUCGGCGUCAGCUCGCUCGCCAAGAGGUUCUCCGUCCUCGGCGACAACACCGUCGUGCAGAGGCGGAACUCGGGGGUGAGCAGAGUGGCACGGCGACCCGUCUCGGAGCUGGUGACAGCCUCGGACGCGGCGCUGGCGUCCGCAUCCGUAUCGGCGGACCCCGUCGGCCCGGUUCACCGGACGGGCAGCUUUGCCAGCCUCGUCUCCGCCAGCAGGGCCAGCCAGCUGGGGCGCUCGGACAGCUCGGACGACACCAGGAUCGGCUCCUCGGCAGGUCUGGUGUCACAAAAUGGCCUCGUGAGUCCUACGGCGAAGCAGGCACCGGUGACUGUGUCCGCCGCACCCAAGGGCUUCCCUCUGCCUGUCGUCAAGGGCUUCCGGGUGCCCGGGGCCGGAGCGCCGGAACCCAGAAAGGGCAUCACGCUCGUCGCUAAGCCCAAGGUGGGCGCGGGGGCGGCCCCUUCUGCGUCCGCACCCGCGCCGGCGCAGAACCCGCACGAACAGCUGAUGGCCGCCAUCAGGGGUUUUGGCGGCACUGGAAACCUCGGGAAGCAGACCCAGAAUGUUGCCGAGUGCGAGAGUUGAGCAGUCCGCCGCUGCAGCUUCCUCGGAGAUAUGUGACAGAACAGCGUGGGAACUUACUGCAUUGCAGAGGCCUCCCUCUGUGUUAAGAGGACGAUCGUGCAAGUGAGAGACGUCAGAUGCUGAAAUACCGAAUGCAGUAGACAGAGAUGACAGUGCUGCGCCCAAAAGCCUAGGUGUCAGUCGAGCCUGAUGCCUCCUGUGCUGGGACAAACACAGAGACCCGGAGGUUGUGCCAUUGAGAGCAGAAAAUGCACUGUACAACAUUAGUCUGUCAGUUCCGACAAUCGGAAGAGUGUUCGGUAUUGGGUGUAUCGAACUGCAUGGUGGUGAUACGUUUGUGGGUGUGUUUAGGCUGCUGUGUGAUAUACGUGCAGUAUCUUUGUUGUGUGUAUGUAUGUAUUUUUUUUCCUUUUUUUGUGGAACUCUUUAGUUUUCAAGGCUGGAAGAGAGACUGAAUGUGUUAAGAAAUCUGGCAGCUUUCAAAUGUGACGAAUUUUGCCCUCAUUCUUUGUAAAAGAAGCUGGAGCAGUGUAAAAGUUUCUGUCGUUUUUCUCAAGUGACAAAAUCUUCAGGACACGUAAGGGAUUUUGAUAGAGCAUUUUCUGUUGUUCUGAAAGAGAUUUUCAGUAGUGGGACACAUUUGUUGUUUGGAGAAAUCGGGAAUUACGGUGACGACAGUGUGCCCACCUUUCCUCGACCGUUCAGAAUUAUUAGCACGUUUGUCGAGGAAGGACAACUUCGUAGGCUGUACUGUGCUGUGGAGUGCUUUGUGUGCUCAGUAAACGAAAACUCGAGGGCAUUUUUACGUGGAACGGAUGAAGUGAAUACCGUGAAAGGAAUAAGGGUGCAUAAGGCACUCCGUAGUUUCCCUCGUGUCGGAAAUGUGCCUUUAUUGCAUUCGUUCCGCUCGUCAGUUGAUCGUUAGGGGUGCACCGUACUACAGUGUUUGGUUGCUAGCAAAAGGGGAAGCCUCGUCUUCGAACAGCUUAUUUAAUUUCUGGUACAGUCACCCAUUCCACUUAAUCUGCUUUGUUUUAGUAAUGUGGGACCAAUUACUAUUAAUAUUUUUGUUUUAGGAAUGAUAACAGUGAGUGUUGUAAAUGGCAGUGAUAUCUAAAAAUGAAGACUGCAUUUCACAAAAUGGCAUCACUGUGUUCAUAGACACAAAAGUAUUCUUUCGUGUUUGUGUGUGUUUUAUUGGAGUCGUAGAAGGUGAAAUAAUUUCAAGAUGAUACACACACAGUUAACAGAAAAGAGAGGGGAACCCAUCAGUUUUUUCUUCUCGGGUGAAGCAGUGGGCGUAAAAUAAUUUGUUGCAGUUCUAGGACGAGAAAGCAGAUAUUAUUUUUGCCUCGUGUGUGUGUCACUUAUAUUUUUGAUAUGUUAUGUAAAGGACAUUUGUAUUGAAAAUGCUGGGAUUUAAAAAAACCAACUUGGAGAUGCUAAACGUUUUUCUACUUAAAGCAGGGAGGACUAGAAAAUUCCCUUAUUGUUCUUUUGAAGGAGAUACCUGUCACUUGUUAUAUGGAUGUUUCAUGCUCUAAACAGUCAUUACUUUUUAAAGAAAAACGUAAAUAUAUAAUCAAAUCAAAAUAUGUUGUAUUGGAAAGAAAGGGUCAUUUAUGUAACAAUGGGAUUACUUUUCAUUGUAUUCUGAUGAUUUCUGUAUUCAUGUAUGCUAUCAUGUUUGGGUUUUUUGUUGUUAAAGUGUGUAAUCAAUGCUAAUGGAGAAAAUUACAUAUUUAUUCCAUGGGGUUUGUUUAUGAUAUUAUUAUCCACAUUACGUAUUAAUGUUUGUUAUUAAUCAGGGGCAUUUUAUGAGUGUGGAAGUGGCUUUUGUUAUUUAUGUCUAAAAUUAAUUGUAUGUUCUUUGUCUUUAAUGGAAAAGAAGGGAGAGCACUGAAGUGGUACAGGUGCAGCAUUGAAGCUGUGCAGACGUGCUAAUUCUCUCAAGUUUUAAACGAUUUCGGAUCUUCAUAGAAAACAAUGUUGAAGAGCACUUUUAGCUCUUUAUUGAAACAAAUUGUUUUACAUUUGGAACUAAAUGUACUCUGUAAACAAUAGGAUGGUGUGUUUCCCGGAAGCACUCACCUGAUCAAAAAUGGUCGGUGCCUUCAGUUUACUGUUCAGUCCGUGGCCUCUUAUGGUGGCCAUUUCUUUCCCCCUUUUGCUCCAGAGCCAGUCGGCGCAAGUCUUGUGCUAGUCAUAUAUAAUUUUCUCUUGUGACGAGAUGCACAUGUUACGGUCAUGCAAUUUUCCUCUUGGUGUCAUGUGGGGCAUUUCCUCUUCACGUUUCUGUCAACGCUGUACAAAAAAAAAAUUCAAAGGAAUAUUUACACUUUGUCAUGUAUAUUUAACUUCCUAUAUUUAUUGGUAAUCUGGUGUGUCAGUUUAUAGCUGAAUGUUCUGGCACAUAGUUCUGAAAGAGUUAAUGUUUUUUAGCUUAUUCUUUCUUCUCGUUGUCUAUUCCCCUUCUCCAGUGACCUUCUGUUUCACCAUCUCCCACCCACAUGUGUGUGGAACUAGAUUUUUUUUAUAUACACAUAUGUUAGCUCACUUGAGCAGUGAUUACCCAAUGGGGAUGUUGUGAUGUGGCUAAAGUUUUGUUGAGAUGCUCUGAAACUGUCUGUACCUUGCUAGAUCGUUCUUAAGUUACUCAUCUUCUUGUUCCUUUGCUGAUUCUGUAAGCUGUGUCAUCUCGUCACAGCCCUGUGUAACAUGUUGAACUUUUUUGUUUUCAUUCUUUGUUGUAAAUAACAUGCAUAUACAUUACAAAUUAUCAGACUGUUUCUAUGAUUAUAAUUAUGUAUCAUUAUUGUAAUUAAUUCAUUAUGUAUGUAUCAUCACUGAAGUGUCAAAUGUUUUUGUUGUGGUAAAAUAAAUAGAAAAUUAUAUUAAUAA
This is a messenger RNA of Schistocerca piceifrons (Central American locust), 8018 nucleotides long. RefSeq lists its product as uncharacterized. The record is from RefSeq and is a predicted model, not a curated record. Gene Ontology annotation, molecular function: actin monomer binding. The coding region runs from base 63 to 5117 and encodes 1684 amino acids. The transcript is spliced from 25 exons. Lineage: Eukaryota; Metazoa; Arthropoda; Insecta; Orthoptera; Acrididae.